AAACUGUCAUAAUCCUGUUGUCUGAUUUUUGUUGUGUCAUCCAUCAGUCAAUGGCACAGUCAUUCUUUUUUAAGUGAUCAUGCAGUGAUAGUGCUUUGGUGAAACCUGAAAUCAAAUCACAAGUGGUGACCUGAGACACAUUAUCAUGAUACCAUAUCACAAUCUGUCUGAAUCACCUGAACAGUCUCCUGGAUCAUAGACUUAAUAGAUCAUUUAUGGUGGAGCCCAAAAGGAUUCAUGUAUUGAUAGAUACUCACUCACCAAAUAAAAAUGCUGUUUAACAAAAAUUUGGGCCAGGAUAUGAAAAAAAAAUGUUUGCCUUAACUGUGUCCAGUUCUACGAUUGCUUUGUUUUGCGUUUUGAUGUUUUUUUUGUAUGGGUGUUAAACUACUCUGGGUUUCAUUGAGACUGGUUUCUAAUAUUUUGUCCAUCCUAUUUGCUAGCACCAGAGUGCCAACAAUAAUAAUCAUAAGGUUCAAAUAUAGCUCUCUUAUAGUGUCCAAACUGAGCAUUGCUGUAUCUGAGAGAGGAUUUAUUCGCUGCAUAGUGUACCUUAUAUUGUGAUUUAUUGGCUGAAGUGUUAUUUGACAUAUGCUUUGAGAUAAUGUUUCAUAUCUUGGUUGGGGUGAUUAUAAUGAACUCUCUCAAGAUUUUUGCAAUGAAAUGAAGUUUGAGAGUGUGUAUGUGUGUUUUCCCCGUUGUGUUGGCAUGCAUGCCAAGACUGGCUGACUCUUCUAUUAAACCGGUAAACUGGUUUACACAACAGGUUGUUUACCAGUCCCUCUUUUCGCCUGUGUGUACAGGGGAAAGUUAUUAGUGUACUGGACUGUCAAUGGGAGCUGUACCCAAAGUGAACAUUUGAGGACAAUUGUACUGUCACACUAAUGACUUUGCCCUGUACACCGAGGCCAUAAAGUUCUUCAACCACCCUGAAAGCAUGGUCCGCAUCGCAGUCCGCACGAUCACCCUCAACGUGUACAAAGUGGACAACCAGCACAUGUUGCAUUACAUAAGAGAUAAGACAGCGGUGCCAUAUUUCAGCAACUUGGUCUGGUUCAUCGGCAGCCAUGUCAUUGAACUGGACAAAUGCGUGCAGACAGAUGAAGAGCACAAAAACCGAGGCAAGUUAAGCGACCUGGUAGCUGAGCACCUUGACCACCUCCACUACCUGAAUGACAUCCUCAUCAUUAACUGUGAAUUCCUCAAUGAUGUUUUGACUGACCACCUCCUCAACCGCCUGUUCUUACCGCUUUAUGUGUUCUCAUUGGUUAGCCAAGAAACACAUGAAGAGCGAAAGAUCAACCCUCAGGUGUCCCUCUACCUGCUGUCACAAGUGUUUCUGAUCAUCCAUUAUCGACCCCUUGUCAACGCCCUGGCCGACGUCAUUCUCAAUGGAGACCUGUCUGUCUUCAUCCCACAGACAGGACAUCACAACACACAAAAGAACACAGCUAGUUCCGGAGGGGUGCGUCGCUUCACUAAGCCACCAGAAUCUUUGGAGCGCUCGCUGGAGCUCUCCCGCCACCGUGGCCGUAAGAGAAUCCAGAAGAGGCCAAACUACAAGAAUCUGGGCGAAGAGGAUGAUGACGGGGGUGCCGGGGGAGGAGGAAGCUCCAGCCGGGAAGGGGCAGAUGAGGGCUGGGACGAUAGCGGCCGAGGAGGAGAGGGAGGCCGAGAGAGGGAGAAGGGAAAAGGUACAGAGGUUGUAGGAGCAUGUGGGAGUUCUAAGGGAAGCAGAGCAAGUGGGGAAACAGCGGAAGAAAUAGAGAUGGUGGUGAUGGAGACAUGUAAAGUGUCGGAGUUGACUGAGCAGAACAUCACGGAUGAAGAGAAGACCGCAGCAGCCACCCGCACACACACACAGAGAAGCAGGCCUUUCUUAGAAAUGGUGUACAGUGCCCUAGACUGCACCAGUGACGACUACCACGCCCUGUUUGUCCUCUGCCUUCUCUAUGCAGUUUCACACAGCAAAGGUAUAAACCGUGACCUUCUGGAACGACUGCAGUUGCCAGUUCCUGACCAGGAAAGAAGCUCCUACAGUUUAGUACUUGCAGAGAGGUUGAUCAGAGUAAUGAGCCAGGCAGCACAGCCAGAUGGUAGAGUACGUCUGGCUACUCUGGAGCUCAGCUGCCUUUUAUUAAAGCAGUCCGUGUUGUCUGGAAGUCUGUGUAUAAUCAAAGAUGUUCAUCUGGCCUGUCUGGAGGGGGCGAGAGAAGAAAGUCUUCACUUACUGCGGCGAUUUUACAAGGGCGAGGAGAUCUUUCUGGACAUGUUUGAAGAUGAAUACAGGAGCAUGACGAGUAAACCGCUGAAUGUGGAGUAUCUAAUGAUGGAUGCCUCUAUACUGCUGCCACCCACUGGCACACCUCUGACUGGCAUCGACUUCGUCAAGAGGCUGCCUUGUGGUGAUGUAGAAAAGACACGCAGGGCCAUACGUGUGUUCUUCAUGCUGCGGUCACUAUCACUGCAGCUUCAAGGAGAACCAGAGACACAGCUGCCUCUGACCAGACCCGAAGACCUUAUUAAGACUGAUGAUGUCUUAGACCUCAAUAACAGCGACUUAAUAGCAUGUAUGGUGGUCAGUAAAGAUGGCGGCCAGGCUCAAAGGUUCCUCUCUGUAGACGUGUAUCAGAUGAGUUUGGUCGAACCAGAAACCAAACGCCUUGGAUGGGGUAUCGUCAAGUUUGCCGGCCUAUUGCAGGACAUGCAGGUGUCUGGCGUUGAAGAUGACAGCAGAGCUUUAAACAUUGUCAUACAUAAGCCCAGCUCAAACCCCCACGCCAAGCCGUUGCCGAUCCUACAGGCCAAUUUCAUCUUUGCCGACCACAUCCGCUGCAUCAUUGCCAAGCAGAGACUGGCCAAAGGUCGCAUCCAGGCCCGACGGAUGAAAAUGCAGAGAAUAGCAGCUCUUUUGGACCUGCCUGUGCAGCCAAGUACCACAGAGGUGCUGGGUUUCGGUCAGACAGCCCACGCCUCCCCCAGCGGUCUCCCUUUCCGUUUUUAUGAGCAGUCGAGACGAGCGCCCAAUGACCCCACGGCCAACAGAGCACUCUUCGCCUCUGUUGAUAAAGUCCCAGGCUUUGCGGUGGCUCACUGUGUAUCACAACACCCCCCCUCUCCUCUCUCCUCCCCUUCAACUCCCUCCAGUGGGAGUGGAAGCACAGGACGAUGCGACUCUGUUACGACGAGCACAAUUUCUGCUCAGAGCCCCACAGAUGACUGCACAUUCUUGGAGAAUACCCCUCCCUCCUCAGCAUGCGGAGAAGGAGAGGUAGGCGCUGUGGACUUAACGAGCGCCCCCUCGACCCAAGUCCCGCCGCCGACACUGGCCCCCAGUCUCACCCCGGCCUCCCAGCCCACGAUCUCCCUCCUCACCGACAGUAACACCGACACGCUGAGCGUGGAAUCGUUGACGUUGCUGCCACCUGCGGACUCGCCGCACCUCCACCCUUGCACCAAUCUCCUCGCUGCCCCUGCUUCCCUUCUCAUGAGACUGGAUGAGGAGAGUGAUAAAGAGAGAGAGGAAGGAGGGAAAGGAGAGCAGGAGGCGGAAGUCUCGCCGAUAGAGCUCACAGAGGCAGAUAGAAUGGUAAAAGAGGAUCUAAAUACGGAGGCACUCAUAGCCACCCAUGACGCAAUAGAGGAUCCACUGGGUGAAGAUGAGCCAGAGGGUAAGAGCUCUGUUGGGAGGAACUCACAGCAGCUGGAGGAAGCUAGAGCUUCAAAAUCUUUAGCGGAAACAGAAGAUGUGGAAAAGCACACGGAAACACCCGACUCACCCGAACUGGACUAACAACACAUUAUUACUGGUGCACUUGAACCAUUUCACACUCAUGCAGACUACAUUGACAUGUUGAAUCACCCAGUUUGGCUCUGGGCUGUUUUCAUGCUGCAACCUGCAGGUAGUGUGUGACGUCAGUCUUUCCGUUUGCACACAAAGAAAAUCAAGACACACUGACGGAACUGAUGGAAGGCUCAAAGCACAUUUGGGUUCAUCGGUUUUGCAUACAAUGAGUUCUAGCACGCGUCAAAGUGUGUAACCAGCAGCUUUUUUUUAACUCCUGAAUGAUGGGAUUGUAACAUGCGUUACUGCUGCUGAUGUGAGAUUUUAAAAGAUCUGAUCUAUUUUUUAUGUCUCAUGUUCACAUAGCCACUGAAUUUUUGUGAAAAAUAUAUAUACACAUUGCUGCACAAGCCUUUUUAUGCACUGUUGUAUUUGUGCAGGCUCAAAGGAUUCAUCAUGGAUGUAUGUGUGCUGGUUACGUCUUAAUUAGCCCAUAUGUGAAAUAACAUUAUUUCCCACUGAACUAGUUGCUUUUGUAUGAAAGUAAGCUGCAGUACGCUAAUGUUGCACUUCUGUUUCAAAAUAGCCCUGCAUUUAAAAAAAAUAAUAAUAAUAAAAAUCCCAGCCAACUUCCUGGAUUGGGCUUGCAGCAUUUAUAAGUUUUUGGGGAACAGUUAAAGACGGUUGAGCGUGUAUUAUCACUCAUAUCUGCAAAUGUAAUCUUUAGUUUCACAUGAUUCCUUGUCGUGUGCUUUAUUUGGAAGCCGGCAGGCACAGUAAGAUCAUAAGCCUGUCAUGUGAAAGAGCAAGAAUGAAGAUUACACUGUAGCAGCACGCUACUGUAAGUGGUUUAAUUGGUGGUUUAACAAGUUGGUCUUUUGUCCAACCUUGUGUCACAUGAAGCCGUCUUUCAUUGAAUGUAUCUGCUUAAUUCUCCUUCACAGAGCUGACCUGAGCUCAGUUUAACCAUCAAGAUAAUGGCAAGAAUAUCAGAAAUUUUUUUCACAAGAUGACACAUUACCGCUCAUUAAAAGAUAUUCUCAUCAGGCCUGAUUACAGUGACUAGCAAAGUCCCCAUUAUUUAACAUAACAGCUUGUGUUUUUGCUGAGCAGAUCUUUAUAACUGCAAUAAACAGUAAAAGAUUAAAGGUUUUUGUGGUCAAAGACGAAUGUAACCCACAGCUUCUCCCUCCAAUUGCGGCAUCAGCAAAUAAAAGCUAAAAAGAGCUUUCUGUCUUAAGGCUUUAUUUGUAAAAUCAAGGAUUAUUGACUUUCCAUCUCUCAUCUUCUGUGCCAUCAUCUGACUUGUUCAUCAUCAACUUACAGUUGAUUUAGUAAUUGAGAAAUUUAGAGCAAUAUUCUCCCCCCCACCCCCAUCUUGCUGCUGUGAAUAGCACCGCAGUAAUCGUGAGGGUAUGCUUAAAGAAAUCUGGCAGAAAGAGCAUUUAGGCACUGGAAUAUCUGGAGGCACUUUUGUUCUCCAUCUUAGAGAUCUCGCCUUGGCAACAUCUACCUGAAAAUGCCAUGACAAGCUGCCAUUACGUCGUCUCUGAUUGUAGUGUAUGUGCGUGUGUGUGAGCGCUGUAAAUGCUUCUGCCUUUUAAAAAUGUAAGUAUUGUUAAUGAUUUUGAAACAGAGGAAUAAAUAAAGAGCUGCAAUAAAUUAUUCUACCUAACAACA
Phyllopteryx taeniolatus (common seadragon) is the source of this 5464-nucleotide messenger RNA. RefSeq names its product C-type lectin domain containing 16A (gene clec16a). Gene Ontology annotation, biological process: endosomal transport; endosome to lysosome transport; regulation of autophagosome maturation. Lineage: Eukaryota; Metazoa; Chordata; Actinopteri; Syngnathiformes; Syngnathidae. The coding region runs from base 938 to 3793 and encodes 951 amino acids. Gene Ontology annotation, cellular component: late endosome; endolysosome membrane. The transcript has 20 exons. The record is from RefSeq and is a predicted model, not a curated record.